AUGUCAUUGGGGAAAGAUAGAUAUUCGUUACCUCGCUCUUACAAACGGGUGUCACAUGCGAAAGAGAAAGCUCGGCCAGAGUUGAGAAAGUUCGGAUGGGACACUCUUGGAUAUGCCGAAUCGUUCAAUCCACCUCCUCUCAAAGACACAAUUCCGCGAGUAGAUGGCAAGAAAAUUUCAGUCGACGAAUUUCGUCGUGAUUUUGAGAGACCGCGAAUUCCUGUUAUUCUAACAGGGCUCACAGAUGAUUGGAAUGCACAUGAGAAAUGGACACUUGAACGCCUUUCUAAAAAAUACCGCAACCAAAACUUCAAAUGUGGGGAGGAUGAUCAUGGGAAUUCGGUGAGAAUGAAGAUGAAGUACUAUCACGACUACAUGCUCAACAACAGAGAUGAUUCACCUCUCUACAUUUUUGAUAGCAGUUUUGCCGAGAGAAGAAAAACCAAAAAGCUGUCAGAGGAUUACAAAGUUCCCAAGUUUUUCGAAGACGACUUGUUCCACUAUGCUGAUCACAAAAAACGCCCACCACAUCGAUGGUUCGUGAUGGGUCCUGCUCGUUCUGGAACUGCUAUUCACAUUGAUCCACUGGGAACAAGUGCAUGGAACUCAUUGCUUCUUGGAUACAAACGAUGGGUGCUAAUUCCUCCGAACGCGCCUCGUGAUUUGGUUAAACCAAUGGCUCAUGAAAAAGGAAAGCACCCUGAUGAAGGAAUCACUUGGUUUCAAACUGUCUACAAAAGAGUUCGCAGUCCUGCUUGGCCAAAAGAAUAUGCUCCAAUCGAAUGUCGACAAGGUCCAGGAGAAACAAUGUUCGUUCCUUCUGGAUGGUGGCAUGUCGUCAUUAAUGAGGGACUCACCGUGGCUGUCACUCACAACUACUGUUCCGUCGAAAACUUGCAUCUCGUUUGGCCUAAAACAGUGAGAGGUAGACCGAAAUUGAGCAAGCACUGGCACAGAAAACUCGCCGAAAGUCGCCCCGAAGUGUUGAAGAUCAUUAAUUCUUGUACUGAUACUCCACCCCAAAGUCUCAAUGACUCUUCCAGUGACUCGUCAAGCUCGUCUUCUUCUUCAGAUGACUCGUCUGAUUCUGAGACGGAGGAAGAUAGCGGUCGCUGUGGAUUAGGUAACCGAAAAAGAAGAAACGAUGUUUGUACUAGCGAAUGUCCCGAGAAGAUUUCCAAUUCCAUGGUUUAA
Molecule: messenger RNA, 1194 nt
Organism: Caenorhabditis briggsae
Lineage: Eukaryota; Metazoa; Nematoda; Chromadorea; Rhabditida; Rhabditidae
Gene: Cbr-psr-1
Product: Protein CBR-PSR-1
Exons: 5
Coding region: 1-1194 (397 amino acids)
Biological process (GO): phagocytosis
Cellular component (GO): cytoplasm; nucleus
Molecular function (GO): P-TEFb complex binding; histone H4R3 demethylase activity
Source: RefSeq, a predicted model, not a curated record